AUGUGUACUACGGCUACUACCAUCCCUCACCCCUCCAAAGCCCGUCCUAUCGUCAUCAUUGGCGCGGGCAUUCUAGGUCGCCGCAUCGCCGCCGUCUUCUCAUCUGCCGGCUAUAGCGUGCACAUCAGCGAUCCAUCGCCCUCUGCCCUUGACUCUGCAAGAACUUACAUCUCGACGCACAUCCACGAGUUCACUACCCAUAUCCCUCGUCCUUCUUUAUCUCCGGGCCGAAUCUCAACCUUUACCUCCGUCCCCGAAGCAGUCGCCACAGCCUGGCUCAUCGUCGAAGCCGUUCCUGAGAUCCUGCCCAUAAAGCAAUCCCUCUUCGCAGACCUCCACGCCCACAGUCCAGCAGACUGCAUCCUUGCAUCGAACAGCAGCAGUUACAAAUCCCGUCUCAUAGGCGGUCAUCUACCACUGUCACGACGGGUCCUUCUGCUCAACAUGCAUUUCACUAUGCCGCCGGCUAUCCGUACCGUGGAGCUAAUGACCUGCGGGGAUACGGACGAGCGGGUAUUCCCCAUGCUCAGUGGGGUGUUGAGUGAGUGUGGAGUUAUUCCGGUGACGGCACGGAAAGAGUCCACGGGGUUUAUCUUCAAUCGUCUCUGGGCGGCGAUUAAGCGUGAGAUUCUGAUGAUUUUGGCGGAGGGGGUGAGUGAACCCAAGGAGAUUGAUCUGUUGUGGAGGGAGAUGUUCGGUAGGAAGGAGAGUUUGCCGCCGUGUCGGUUGAUGGAUGCGGUUGGGCUGGAUACGGUGGCUGAUAUUGAGGAGAAUUAUGUGCGGGAGAGGGGACUGGAUGGACAGUUGACGGUGGAUUGGGUGAGGGAGAGAUUUGUGAGUGUUGGGAAGGUCGGGAGGAAGGCUGAGGGAUUGGGAGGGUUGUAUCCUCCUGACUCUACUGAGGACGUGAAUGGGGAGACGGAGGGAGAAGGGCCUCUGCUCUAUCUUCUUGAUGUUGGGUUGGGAGCAAAUACACCUGAUAUCGAGAAGGUUUCUACCGCUGGGAGGAUACUGAAGUUCCAGCCGGGCACCACUGGCAUGCCCGUCCCCAUUAUCACAGGCCAGUCUCUCCCCGAUGGAAUUGACGUGUCCCAGACGGCAGGACGCAUUUUCUGGACGAAUAUGGGGCAGUCGACAUCCACGCACGACGGAUCCGUGCACUCGGCGACACUAGAUGGCCAGAAUAUAUGCACCCUCCUCCCAGCAGGGACAGUGCAUACGCCAAAGCAGCUUGUUGUCGACGACACAACGCAACACGUGUAUUUCUGUGAUCGCGAAGGGAUGAGCGUGCAUCGGGUGAGGUUUGACGGCACCGGUCAUGAGGUUUUGGUACAGACAGGAGCACUUGAUAACACCGCCCACCGCCGGGAUAUGACGCGGUGGUGUGUAGGGAUUGCAUUGGACCGAAAGAACAGACAUGUGUAUUGGACGCAGAAGGGGCCGAGUAAAGGUGGGAAGGGCCGGAUAUUCCGUGCUGGCUUGGACGUGCCGGCUGGACAGACGGCGGACUGUCGGGAUGAUGCUGAAAUGGUGCUGGAGGGAUUGCCGGAGCCGAUUGAUCUGGAGUUUGACGAGGAGGAUGGGAUGCUGUAUUGGACGGAUCGGGGGGAGCAUCCGUGGGGUUGCUCAUUGAAUAGGGUCAAGGUUGUUGGCGGUAAGGUGGUGGUGAAGUCGAGGGAGAUUCUGGCAAGGCAUUUUAAUGAGCCUAUUGGGUUGAAGGUGGAUAGGAAGGGAAGAAAGGUAUAUGUUGCUGAUCUGGGAGGGAGUGUGUAUUGGGUUGAUUUGCAGGAUGGGGAGAAGAAGGUGGUGUGCAGGGAUGAGGGGUGUUAUACUGGGGUUGCGUUGAUUAGUGCAGCAGAGAGGGAGUAG
Molecule: messenger RNA, 1869 nt
Organism: Aspergillus welwitschiae
Lineage: Eukaryota; Fungi; Ascomycota; Eurotiomycetes; Eurotiales; Aspergillaceae
Exons: 1
Coding region: 1-1869 (622 amino acids)
Biological process (GO): fatty acid metabolic process
Molecular function (GO): NAD+ binding; oxidoreductase activity, acting on the CH-OH group of donors, NAD or NADP as acceptor
Source: RefSeq, a predicted model, not a curated record